Messenger RNA from Trichomonas vaginalis G3, 408 nucleotides. RefSeq lists its product as uncharacterized. The transcript has a single exon. The coding region runs from base 1 to 408 and encodes 135 amino acids. The record is from RefSeq and is a predicted model, not a curated record. NCBI's taxonomy places the organism in Eukaryota, Parabasalia, Trichomonadida, Trichomonadidae.
AUGAAAAACAACCCUGACUUAGAGAAAGACUAUAUAUUUAAUAGUUUAGUCAAAAGAGACAAACAAGAAAGAAUGCCAGGCUUCAAACUUAAGAAAGGUGACAAAGUAAAAAUAGAAAUACCUAAACGCGACCCAUAUGAAAAUACUAUUGACUAUGACAACAAUGGGAACUCGACAGGUACUCACGUUCGUGUUCGUAAAAAUAGAAGAAAGUAUACAAGAGAAUAUUAUGAAGUUUUAGGCAAACAUGGCAAAAUGUACAGACUGCAAGCAGAAGAUAAAACUACUAUUGUCAGACCUCGUUUCAAACUUGUCAAAGUUCAAGGUGGUAUACUUUCAAAGACAGUUCCUAACAAAUAUAAGACAACUCCUGACGAAUAUGCUAAAGAAGUUGAAAAUGACGACUAA